Bufo gargarizans (Asiatic toad) is the source of this 3883-nucleotide messenger RNA. RefSeq names its product G protein subunit alpha L (gene GNAL). The record is from RefSeq and is a predicted model, not a curated record. Gene Ontology annotation, molecular function: G-protein beta/gamma-subunit complex binding; GTP binding; G protein-coupled receptor binding. Gene Ontology annotation, biological process: adenylate cyclase-modulating G protein-coupled receptor signaling pathway. Gene Ontology annotation, cellular component: heterotrimeric G-protein complex. The transcript has 12 exons. The coding region runs from base 596 to 1735 and encodes 379 amino acids. Lineage: Eukaryota; Metazoa; Chordata; Amphibia; Anura; Bufonidae.
AUAUACAGUACACGGCGCAUCCUUCUCCGAGGGGCUGGGAUGGGUCUGUAGGAAGAGAGAGGGGGGCUGCCUGCAUGUGUACUCUUCUGCCUGCUAGCUGGAGGAGUGUCCUCUGCCGUCUGCAGUUCCUCGUCUUGCCGGGGGAGGCAGCACUGAGCCGGAGAGACAAAAAUAGCCAGAAAUUUGCGGAGAAAUAUAAGGAUUGUGUAUGAGGGGAGGGAGAGCGGCAUUAGGCUGGCUGCCAGGAGGAGCUCUUCUCUCCCCCCCUCUCUCUCCUCUCCCUCUUUGUGUUAUUUAUAGACUCCCCUCUUUUCUACUCCUUCCCUUCAUAGCUCUUCUCCUCUGCGACGUGAUGUGUCCCCGGCACUGCUGACACCUGGAGGAGAGGAGCCAGGGAGGGGAGAGCAGGGGAGGAGGGAGCCCACCGAGCGGACCGGACAGCCACCGGGACUAUUUUUAGCGGCGGUCUUCCCGUCGCAGGAAUAUAACCUAGAGACCCGAGGGGAGGCUGCUGCCGCCGCGUAGCAUAGGAGCGUCCGCCAUCCGCAGGAUCUGAACACGUCCACAUCGUGCUCCGGCUCCACCGACACCAGACAUGGGCUGCCUGGGCAACAGCAAGACGGAGGAUCAGCGCAUUGACGAGAAGGCGCAGCGAGAGGCCAACAAGAAGAUCGAGAAGCAGCUGCAGAAGGAGAGGUUGGCCUAUAAAGCCACACACCGGCUGCUGCUGCUCGGUGCUGGUGAGUCAGGAAAAAGCACGAUUGUCAAGCAGAUGAGGAUCCUCCACGUCAAUGGAUUUAAUUCAGAAGAAAAGAAACAGAAAAUUCAGGACAUUCGGAAAAAUGUUAAAGAUGCCAUUGUGACAAUAGUAUCUGCAAUGGGCACAUUAAUACCCCCGGUUCCACUGGCUAACCCGGAAAACCAGUUCCGAAUUGAUUACAUCAAGAGUAUAGCGCCGCUGUCUGACUUCGAUUAUACACAGGAAUUUUUUGAACACGCACAAAAACUUUGGGAUGAUGACGGUGUGAAGGCAUGCUUCGAGAGGUCAAAUGAAUACCAACUCAUUGACUGCGCACAAUACUUUCUAGAGAAAAUCGACUAUGUUAGGCAAAAUGACUACACACCAACAGAUCAGGAUUUAUUAAGAUGCAGAGUGUUGACAUCAGGGAUUUUCGAAACGCGAUUUCAAGUAGACAAAGUAAAUUUUCAUAUGUUUGAUGUAGGGGGACAAAGAGAUGAAAGAAGAAAAUGGAUCCAAUGUUUUAAUGAUGUUACAGCUAUCAUUUUUGUAGUUGCGAGUAGCAGUUACAACAUGGUCAUUCGAGAAGACAAUAACACAAACAGACUACGAGAAGCACUGGACCUGUUCAAAAGUAUCUGGAACAACAGGUGGUUACGGACUAUAUCUGUUAUUUUAUUUUUGAACAAACAAGAUAUGCUGGCUGAAAAAGUCUUGGCGGGGAAAUCAAAAAUAGAAGAUUACUUCCCAGAAUAUGUGCGCUACACUGUACCUGACGAUGCAACACCAGAUGCAGGAGAAGAUCCCAAAGUGACGAGGGCCAAGUUUUUCAUAAGAGAUGAAUUUUUAAGGAUAAGCACUGCAAGUGGCGAUGGAAGACAUUACUGCUACCCUCAUUUUACCUGUGCCGUAGACACGGAGAAUAUUCGCAGAGUUUUCAAUGACUGUCGAGAUAUCAUCCAGAGAAUGCACCUCCGCCAAUAUGAACUCUUGUAAUCGUUCUCACCGUGGAGCCUGUGGUUUUAAAUACUUUGCUACUUUUUUCUGUCUCUUUCCUCUGUACUGCUCCACACAGGGUGGAACAUCCCCACAGCGCACUUUUUCUAGGCUUUUUACCCUUUUAUUUUAGUAUUUUUGUUGAGCGAGGAUUGUUUUCCCCACCUUUCUGUUUUAUGAAAGAGGGUGUUCUCUGUCCUUGUUUUGUUUCACACUUUAGUUUUUUUGUUUUUUUUAAUCAUUCCACUAAACCAGUGCUGCUCACUCCCGUAACUAGGAAACCUAUUGGCCUUUUAUCAGAGCAUAGAUUUAAGCUUUUGCAACUCAUGUAUCCUUAGUAAAUCUAGCACUUCGCAGCUACUGUUGUAAAAGGCGGGAUCCUAAAGUAGUCCCCCAGUUCUAACGUCACAUAUGUAGUGUGCCCCACCACUUCCAGUUCUGCAACUUUGCCAGCUAAAGAAUUCCUGCACGCUUCUUCCUGCUAGGCUGAGCAUGCAAUGGGCAGUUGCUACUCAUAUCCCCUCCUGCUAAAAGGGACUAAUGUUCAUAAAGUGACCACGUUAUUAAAUCCAGGGUGCAGUUAUACUGAAUACUGCAAGAGCACCCUAAAUUCCUAGGGGGAUAUUGGUAUCUUUUAAAAUGUGCCUAUAAGAUACAUAGUCCACAUGUUUUGUGGACUGAGCUAAUAUAUUUAUGCCAUGGUGACAUCACUGCAGAACGGUGCACGUCAUGCUUCAUUUGUCUUUGAUGUUUCUAGUGAACUAAUGGGCUGACUGUCUUGUCAGUUCACUUCACACAAUGGAAAUGCUUUCAACGUGCAUACAAUGUGGAAAGGAAUGUGGUUCCUGUAACUUUUGUGCCGUACAGCAAAGAUGGAGCUGCCCAUGUUCUUGAGCAAUCUCCACCAGAUUGUGUUGCGAUCUAAGUCUGCAAAAAGUUUGCAGGCCAGUUUGAAGGAUGGAUUUGACAUGAAGACAUUUAUUUUAUUUUCCAACGAGAAGGAAUAGCAACACCUGUACACACUCCCUAUUAUUUAGAAACUUGUUACAUAGCUGUCUGUGGAGUUGCCCAGAUUGAAAAAGCAGAGGUGAUCUCCGGAUGAGAUGUCCUGAGAGGCAAUAUCAAAACGGUUUUGUUUUUUUACAUUCUUUUCUAUAUAAUUUAUAUCACAGACUGCACCUUUCUAAAGUUCAUGUUAUUAAUCAUUGAUAUAAAAAAUAUAUAUAGAUAUAUAUAUAGAGAGAGGAAAAAAAUAAAUUAUAUAAGGAUCUACAUAUUUUAGAGGCAGCGAAAGAUGAAGUCUCCCCUCUGGGGUAAGGAUGAGAAGCACGGAUGUCAAUAUAAUGCUGACGAAGAGUCUGACCUCUUCUACAGAGAAGGGACAGUAGCUUUGCUUUGAAUAGCUCUCUGAACAAGAAAGGUUUAAUACCAUUCCACUAAGCCUUAGGCUACCUCUGUUCUUUUCGCAUUUUGUUUGUUUUUUUAACUUCUUAUGGGCACUGGCCCUUGCAAAUUGUACCCAUCUUUUAGAUGGCACUAUGCUCAGACUUAUCCCUGUGUGGGUUUACUUUAUUAUUUUAUUAUAGCUAUUUUUCUUUAACAUGACACUGAAGAGUACUUGAUGGAGGAAAUGAAAUAAUGCACUUUGUAUCAGGUAAAAAAAAAACAAAAAAAAAAAACAAAAAAAAUGUUGAGGAACUACACACACAAUGUAGCAGCACCAGAAAUAUUUAUUAAUGUCACAAGUUUUAGCAUUUGUUGAGUUGCAGGUCAACUGAUAAAGUGACCUCUGCUCAUUGCGCCUUCAGAUGAAGGGGGCUUGUAGGACAUUGCAGAGCAGUGGGCUGCAGGCCUUUUUGUGACACUGAGGAGUUAAAAGAAUGUUUCUGGGACAGUACAUAGACUAGGUAAUGAAGAGGCAAAGUCAAGCAAUUUUUUACCUUUUAUUUUUUAUGGUGUAUUGUGGCUAAGUGUUUCUGCACACCUCAGGCAUUCAAACUGCAGCUGCUUUCAGCCUCUCACGUCAAGGCAGAGAAGAAAAAAAAAUAGAUAUACAAAAAAAGAAUAAAAAAAAAAAAUUACCACCUUCACUGAUAUUAUACGUUCUGUCCACAGAUGAUCUUUUUAGCCUUAGAUCAUUACUGGGCU